AUGAAUUCUACCACGAUCCUCCUCUGUGUCUUCUUUGGCUUGCUGACCCAGGCGUACCUUCUCCCUGUUAAGAACUCCACAGGAGUACAUGACGGUAAAGUGAGGUUGAAAAGGAAAUACUCAGAUGAUGACUUUGAUGACAUAAAUGCGAUGGAUCAAAUCCUGGCAGUCAACAGUAGGCUGCGAGCACCUCGAGGCGUGACAUUCAGAGAAGGCGAUAUUGCCACUUCACACUUGCAGAGUGCAAUAACUUGCCCUGGCAACUCCUGUCUGUGGCCUAAAUCAGUCGAUGGAUUUGUUUAUGUUCCAUACAUCAUUUCCCCACUAUACGACGACAUGGACAGAAUCACCAUAGAAACCGGGAUGCAAGACAUCGCCGCUGGAACGUGCAUCAAAUUUGUUCCACGCACUCAUGAGGGUAAUUUCCUCGACGUUCAGCCAAGAUAUGGCUGCUGGUCAUUCCUGGGGCAGACUGGGGGAAGCCAAACUUUGUCACUGCAGACUCCUGGAUGCAUGUGGGCAGGAGUGGCCUCCCACGAGUUCAUGCACGCUCUUGGCUUUGUCCAUGAGCAGUCCCGCUCUGACCGAGACCACUAUGUUACAAUUGUAUGGAAUAACAUCAUGCCAGACCGCAUUCACAACUUCAGGAAACAGCUGACAAACAAUCUCAACAGCCCAUAUGACUACAACUCUGUCAUGCAUUAUGGAAGGUAUGCCUUCUCUGAAGACGGUGGACCAACGAUCAUCCCCAAACCAGAUCCUUACAUUCCUAUUGGCCAGCGAGAUGGACCGAGUGCUCUAGAUCUUCAUAAAAUUAACGUCCUUUAUAACUGUGGUGCCAAUGAGUAACUGGAUCCAGAGAGUUAACCUAGUUUUUUUAUAGUCUUAUCUGUUGAAUGUGCUCCCAGGUAAUAAGUGCUAUAGUCUUCAG
Messenger RNA from Solea senegalensis (Senegalese sole), 931 nucleotides. RefSeq names its product high choriolytic enzyme 2-like 1 (gene he2). The record is from RefSeq and is a predicted model, not a curated record. Bases 1 to 849 code for a protein of 282 amino acids. NCBI's taxonomy places the organism in Eukaryota, Metazoa, Chordata, Actinopteri, Pleuronectiformes, Soleidae. Gene Ontology annotation, molecular function: zinc ion binding; metalloendopeptidase activity. The transcript is spliced from 9 exons. Gene Ontology annotation, biological process: proteolysis.